AUAGCUGGCUGGCCGGGUGGCACCUGGCAGCCUGGGGUGUCAGGCCCCCUGGACUGUGUGGAUGCAGAAGCACAAACUGGCCUAGCAAAGACGCUCCUCGCUGCCGUGCCAGCUCAUCUCGGGUGCUCGCGGCCUCUGGCUUCGCCUCUACAGAAGGGCCUCGCAGAAGGUUCUGUGCUGGGUGAAAAAAAGGUUUGCUGCGUCUGUUCAGAAGGAAGAGGUGGUUGAGUUUUUGAACCACUCUUCCCCCAGUGCCCUGCUUACAGGGCUUAGAGUGAACUCAGGCCCCCGUGAAGAGAGGGGUGUCAAGACUCUACCGGACACUCCGGUGGGCAGAGCCGGGUGGCUGCGCAGGCCUCAGACUCCCCCCUGGGCUUGGUGCGGACAAGUUGCUGGCCGCCCGUGCACCCCGACCUACCUCCAGGAGCUGCACCCUCAGGCGGGUGGGAUGAACGUCCAGCCAAAGACUCCCCGAGUCGCUUAUCUCUUGGCCCACCGCACAGCUUCAUCUUCUAAGCUUCUUGAAGCCCAAGUGCCUUCUCAAUUCAGUUUUUCUAGGCCUGAGAUCGGCUUUUCUUAAACCACCGUGGCUGGGGGAAAAGUCUCACCUGCUUUUCUUCACUGAACAGCUGAGAGGGGGGUGAUUGUAUCUCAGGGCCUGAUGGUUUGAAAUGGAAUUAUAAUCAGUUCCUCAUUAGCAUUUUUCUAAAUGUGAAUGAUAGUCCAAGCGCUUGCUGAAUCCAGAAGCAGUUGCACUGGCUCCAUGUCCCUUUUUGGAUCCCAGGACUUCAGGAAAGAAGCCGUGGGGAAGGAGGGGAGUGGUGGGGACAGGGUCUCCAUGCUUGUCUGUCACAGCAUUGCUGAGGGGGACAGCGGCCUCUGCAAACCACCAUUCUCCAUUCUCCCCCUCCCCUGGCCCUCCAAAAUGAGAACUGGCAUGAGGGAGGGCUUCUGCCAGUGGUGAAAUCAAAGCUGCCUUAUUCCAGCUUUGUUUAUUUUAGUUUCAGCGGAGCCUGAGUAACCAGGGAAGGUAAUAUUUAUGCAAAAAGACAAAAGAACCCGGCAAGAAUGGAUUUUAAUUUGGUUUUUAAAAAAACUGCUGACUAUUUUAUCUUCAGAGGGUGGAAGAUCCAGUAUUAGCUGAGUGUCAGUAUAGAAAUAAUGGGGGAAAAGCACGAUAGCUUUAACACAAAACUGAGUCAAGUGGAAAAGAGGGAGAAAAGGAGAUUUUGCCCUAUUAGAGAAGAGACUCUGGUUUCAUUCUAAAUUUUGUUUUUGCCUUAAAAAGUGAAAAAAAAAAAGUCUGCCUCUUCUCUAAUUUAGCGGAAAAGCAGCUUGUUACUACUCCCCCAGGCGGCUGAGAAGGAAACGGUGUCCAGCUCCGUGUCACGGUGCUGGGAAGCAAGCCUCCCACGAUUACCCAGCAGGUCAGCUGAAAAUCCCCACCCCUGAAAGCCACGAGCCCUCGGGUAUCAGAGGAGGUUCAUUAGAAAAAACACAACAGCCCUAAACUUGGUGCCUUCCUCUCUUUAGUUAGUUCCUUGAAUGUGAUUCAGUUCAGCUAGUAUUGAAGCACCGAGUAAAUGUCUAGCCGUGACACUGCAGUAACCACUUCAGUUCACUUUUCCGUCUGGGCUUUGAAAAUUCAGUGAUGUUCGUGGUUACCCAAACAAGCACCCUCAAGUAUUCUGGGAUGUCCCAGAAUGAAGCUGUGAUUAAAAUCAGUCGUGUAACCACCACUAAAAAUUUACCAGACCACAAAACUUUUCUAGUAGUCUCCCCUUUUAGAAAAAUAACCACCAGCACCAGAUAGGUGGGGAAAGGAUGGAAAUGACCAUGUUUUAUUUACCGUUUGCCAGGUUCAAACUGUUAGGAUGUUGGACUACGCGGUGAUUUUCAUUGCUGGCUUUGGCUGUAAAUUUCAGACCCUGUUGCUGCUUCUGGCAAGUGAUCUUAACUUGACAAAAGUGAGGCAGGUGGUUUUGUUUUGUUUUGUUUUUCUCUAAAUUUUCCUUGACUGAGAACAGCAAAAAUGCUGUUAAAGGGAAAUAUAAAAAAUGAAAAUCUGCACGAGAUAGGGUGAUUCUGUGCCCACGGUUCUUUAAGUCUUGACAAAGUUUUACCCACGUGUAAUUUUACCAGAGCCAGGCAGAGCGGUGCUAGUGGAAGAUGUGAAAUCCAGAUAGCUCAUGAUUGCUGAGAGCUAGGCAGCUUUGAUCUCCAAAUUGUUAUUGCUUUCAUUAUUAUUGGAACGGAACUGCGUUUUUUUUUAAUUGAAGAGGGUUUUUUUCCCUUUUUUUUUUAUAAGCUAGUAUAGAUGAAGGAAAAAUAUUUGUCUUCUCUGGGUCGUAGGCCUUGCUCAGUGUACACAGGUAUACACCCUAAGCUUUCUCUGUCCUUGAAUCUGUGGUCAGUGAAUGUGUGUUUCAAUCCACAGGUCAUCCUUACCUGUGUUUCUGCAGCACACGUGCUGCCUUUUAUCCUCAACAGUGAUGCUACUCACCGAAUAUCUGUAGCCAUCUGCUACACAGCCAGAUGUGAAAUGUUAUUAGCACAGCGACAAUUUUUGUUAAAGAUGGGCAACUUAUCCUGCUGGGUGGGAAAAGUUGAAAAUAUGCUAGAUCAAGGUCUCAAUUAAAGUGGUCAUUAAUUUUUGUAGCAUUAAUGAAAAAAAAAAGGUCAAGGAGGUAUAGCAUUGAAUGUGUCAACACAGCCCUUGGUGGCUCUGAGAGCUCUUUGCCCUGAGGGAGCCUGGCCCUUGCAGUUUGUUGGCUAGGCUCUUGGCUCACCCCGAGUGUCCGCCAUUUCCCAGCUGCCCCCAAGGGAAGGAAACACCGUUACGAGGGGUGGAAUCUGAUGCUGGAAUGGACUGGGAGCCCACCCGGUGGUGGACAGAGCUGAGCAGGGCAGGCUGGGAGUGGUCAUGGUUUGUGGGUUUCGUGCAGAAUGUUCAGGAAUGUCUUGGCUGGCUGCUUUAGUGCUGAGCUGUAUCGCUUCAUCAAAGGCACUUAAGAUUGACCCAGUCGGGGAGGAGUUGGUGAGAAAUUUAUCUUAAUUUGGAGAAGCAGGGGCAACUGGUGGUCCUUGGGAGCGGGAACCUGGAUCCCAGCCUUCCAUGCAGCAGUUGGCAGUGAGGCUGUUGCUGAAAGGGAGCCCAGCUGGCUCAGCUUCUGUGCCAGACACUCCUGAGCAUCCCCAAAAGGUCCUUCCAGCAUCGUGUCCUUGGUGUAGCCUGGCCCCAGCGCCAGUGAGUUUCUAUGGCAACCUUAAUGAUUAUUAAGGAACAUUGUCAGUUGUCUGAACAUAUGCUCAAAUGCAGAUCUACUUCAGAAGGAAAGGAUUGGAACAGCAUGUAGCAAGGCUGUUAAUUAAUAGAGAAACCAUAUUUGGCUGGAGAUCACACAUCCGUUAAAUAGAAUACCUCAACUUUACAUUGUUUUUUUCUGGAGAGAAAUAAUAGUUUUAAGUUUUUGUUUUUAUUUUUUUACUUAAUUAUCUGAAAGCAAAUACCAAAGGCUGAUGAUGUCUGUAUAUGGGGCAAAGGGUCAGUAUGAUGUUUUUCAAUGUUUUCUCUUUUUACCAGCUACUUUGCUUUUAAAGUGAAAAUUGUAAAUGUUUGAAAUAAAUAAGUUCUAAAAUUAUGCUUGAGAGGUAAUUUAUGCUUUGGCACCUGGGUCAUUUCAAGGAAAGACUUGAAUGAUUAUGGGGGAAAGGGGUAAGGAAAGAUGGGUUUAAAAUUAAGGAGGACCCUUUUGGGGUGAGCUUCUCCUUAAUGCAGGAUUAAAUUACCUCUGGGAAAAAAAUCAGGUAAGUUUAAGAAAUAAGUAGCAAUCUCUCAAAGACUUUAAUGAUGAAAGUAUUUCCCCAAAUGAGCCCUGGGGUUUCUGGAAGGGGCGUGGUUGCUUCUGCCAUGUUUACAUCAUUAGCAGGUGAUGAACCUGUGGGGAAGGAAAAGGAAGGGCCAUUAUUCAUCAGAAGACUGUUUAUUGGACAGGGGGGUGUUAACGGAAUCACAAAGGCAAACUUGUACUUCUUGAUCAUCAGAUAGGCUGCAUCUGUCCCCUAUUGAAAAGGGUCCUCAAUAGGAAAAACUUGGGACACAGCCAUCCCAUAUCUUCCAAACAGAGGAAAGUCAUCGUGUGGUUGCUCUGUGGAUAAGAGUUGCUGUGUAAACAGUUCAGGGCUGGGGAGGAGGAAACUGCAUGGAAACCUGGAAAUUGUGUAACUCAGACCAAAAGCUGAAGUGUGAGGCCCUGCUGUGUGACCCCACCCCACCCCCGGCUGCCUGGGCAAUCAGAGGAAAGCCUCACGACCACACCUACAGCGCCCAUCGACUCCUUGAGGAUGCCACUGUCUCAUUUAAGGAGAUCCUUUUGGAAAGAAACUGCAGCAUGUCCUGGAGCAGCAGUGACUUCGGACCCUCUGCUGAAGUAUUUGGGAAGAAUGGAGUGUUGGAGGAACAGAAAUUUCCAAGAUUCAAGAAAAGAGAGACACAGGUGUACGUUGGCAAUCUCCCGCUGGAUAUCUCUGAGGAGGAAAUUCGGUGCCUUCUAAAGGACUUCAACCCUCUCCAUGUCCACAAAAUCCAGAAUGGCUGCAAAUGCUUCGCAUUUGUAGAUGUGGGCUCCAUGCAGAAAGUGGCGCUUGCGAUCCAGGAGCUGAAUGGGAAGCUCUUCCGCAAACGAAAACUGUACGUGAAUUCCAACAGGUCUCCCAAGAGGACCCUUGAUGUGACUGAGUGGACCCAGGAACUGCUGGGUUUGGAGAAGACCUCUGGUCAAGGAUUUGCUAGAACCACUGCUUGUACACAGCUCGUUCCUAAAGCUUCCGUUGACCCCUGUAAGACAGAGAAACCGAGGACAAGCAUCUUUGCAGUUCCCAUGGAAAUGAGAGGGUCCUUCUUAGCGCUGCUCUUGAGGGAAUGCUUCCGAGACCUGGGCUGGCUGGCCACCAUCCACAGCGUCGGCGGGGACGUGGGGCUGUUGGUGACCAGUAUUGUCCCUCAGACCCCCUUCUUCUGGGCCAUGCAUGUCACGGAGACGCUGCACCAGAACAUGCAGGCGCUGUUCAGAGCCCUGGCCGAGGCAGAGGAGCAGCAGCCCUACCUGCACGACUCGGCUGUGCGGCACGGGACCCGCUGUCUGGCCGAGUACCAGCUGGGUGAUUACGGAUGGGCCUGGAACAGGUGCUGGGUGCUGGACCGAGUGGACUCCUGGGCUGUUGUCACGUUCAUCGAUUUCGGCCAGUCGGCCACCAUCCCAGUGCAAUCCCUGCGCAGCCUGGAUAGUGACGAUUUCUGGACCAUCCCCCCCCUGGCUCAGCCAUUCAUGCUGGAGAAAGAUAUUUGGAGUUCAUGUCAGGUUAUCCAUCGCAUCCUCAAAGGGAAAAUCACUGGUGCUUUGAACUUGGAGUUGCACAUCCUGAAGUUUGAAGAGUUUAAAUAACAUGGCUACAAUCGGCACGUUUCUUCUCUUGUCUAGAUUCAGCCUGCUCUGCCCUUUCACUCUUGAGGCCUUGGGGGUGAAAAAGGCCACAGCGGUGCCCAGGAUUGAUUGGAUUCCCCUUUGCCUUUCCCCCAGCUCACUUCUCAAUUUGUCAUGUGCCUUCCGUCCCCCAGCUCAGUGUGAACAUUUGAACCAAACAUGGGAAGCUUCCAUGAGGUUGAAAGUCUGAUGUAGCCAUUGUAUUCUUUCCUGUGUCUCUUCUUUGUACCCUCAGAGCAUGAUAUAAGUUGCCCUGACAGAUUCUGGAGAAUGGAGGGGCCCACGCUUUAAUUUUCCUGGCAUUCUGUCAUAGAAUCAGGUAGGGAGCACUUAAACAUUGAUGCAUCGCCUUGGUGAAUAAAUGUUGGCAUGCUUCACGUUUGGGGUGAUUGAUUCCUCUGUCUAGCCACCCCUCCCCAGUGCUGCCCUCUAAAACCGAAGCAGCGAGACUGGGAAGCUGUCGUGUGCCGGCCGUGCGGACACUGCCUGGGAUAUAGAUGCACACUUGCAUACGGUAUAAGUUUUGUGUCCUUUCUCUUUGCCUUCUUAGAACAUUGGUUCAGGGUGAGGUGGCCUUGAUUUUAUUUAUUUAUUUUUCUAAUGCUGUGUAACUUCAUUAGCAGCCUAAUGUAAGGUUAUGAAAGGGACUGUUAGGCUUGACAAGAAAAGUGGAAGACUUUCUUUAGAGUUGGUGUUUAUAUAGCUAUAGCGCACAGGAGCUGGUGCUUCCCUUUACAUCAGGUGAAUGUGGAUCCCAUUAUUUCCUUAAAUAAUUUGAUUAGAGCCAAGCUAUUUAAAUAAUUUUAUUUGUUUCAUCCUUUGGUAGAUGAGAAAAAUACAUUACAAAAUACAUUAUACUGAGGACAGAUCACAGUACACAUUACUAAAAACACAAUCUACUUUCCAGCCAGGGCUGGUGAUAAGUUCAGAAGAAAGCCUCGGAGGCCUUGAAACCAGAUUUCAGCUUCAUGAAAUGAGUUUCCCCCUUGGGUCCCCUCUUUAUCUCCACCUCAGCAUAAAUUAGCACCCUGUAUCAGGUGGGUGUGGUGGGGUAGGAGCAGCAUUGAGUGGGACUGGUGAACUCUCCGUCCACCUGAAGCAGCAAAACAUUAAAAUCCCUUAAAAGGGGGAGAAACGACCAAUGUUAAAAUUGCUGUGUCAAACAAAGCAUUACAGAACUCUGGCAUCUUACAGGUUCCCAGAUGGCUGUCCUAAGUCUGGGCUUUCUGAGAUGAGUGUCUUCACUUAGCCAUCCCUGGCCUCUGGCGUUUGUCACCAUCCAGUCUGUAGGCAGAGUAGGUCCAAAGAGGCUGCCUCUGCCUCAAGGCAAGCUCACUGACCAGGAGAGGCAGGCAGCGCAUACCACAUGCAAACAGUACGCCUGUACUUUUAAAUAAGCAGGAACAGACAUGGCACCUACGGUUCAGCUCAGCAGACUCCCCUCCCCAGCAGUUCUCAGAGCCUGAGGUAAGGACACAGGUAUACAGACCAACCCCCUCAAAGCUGACUCUUUGCAGUAGGACCCACCUUAUGAGUGCCUUAAAAGAAUCCAGUCUCCAAGCCACAUGGCUCCUCUUUGAUAAGACCAGAUGAAGCAAGAGACGGGAGGGGGAAACAAGGGAACUACCAUCACCCUUCAGUGCCACUUGCUGGGAGGGAGGGGAACCAGUGAACACUGGAGUGUUAGCUACAUAGCAAGUUGCUGAGACCAGAAAGGUCACAUACAUGCUUGAGACUCUGCCCCCAACCCUACUCAGUUCAUUUUAAAGUAGUUCUGUGAAGCAGCCUCUUAGGCCUCCUUGUUAUUUUUUUCUUAGAAACUUGAAAACAUCUGUGACUAGAAAAGUAGUCCUAAGAAUUAAGGUCAUCAUUUCAGCCUACUACUUUGUGGUUCAGCAGGCCAGGCUCUGCAUUCCCAGGGGUACAAGUGCUGGUCACUCCAGAGGCCUUCAGGGGCGAGCCAGGUGCGUGCUUCAGCUCCACCUUUCUCUUGCUUUAGCAGCGAAGCACAGCCCCUCAUAGCUACCAAAGCCAUGGAGGACUUGGUGCCCCUCCCCCACUGCUCAAGUAGUUCAGGAGUGGGGGUGGGGUGGGACGUGGGGAUAAAAAUAAAGAUGAGUCAAGACCAGCAUCUUCAAAUUAACAAACUGUAAUUGUUUUCCCAAAGAUACAUUUUUUUUCAUACACAUCCAUCAUACACUGUAACCAAAAAAAGCAGUGUACAUGAAAUAAGAGAAAAUAAAUUAAAAA
Molecule: messenger RNA, 7733 nt
Organism: Orcinus orca (killer whale)
Lineage: Eukaryota; Metazoa; Chordata; Mammalia; Artiodactyla; Delphinidae
Gene: IL6R
Product: interleukin 6 receptor
Exons: 13
Coding region: 4203-5444 (413 amino acids)
Biological process (GO): cytokine-mediated signaling pathway
Cellular component (GO): membrane; external side of plasma membrane
Molecular function (GO): cytokine receptor activity; RNA binding; protein binding
Source: RefSeq, a predicted model, not a curated record